AAUUUUGUUUUGCAUUUCUUUGACAUUUUUCUCUUGAGCCAUCCAAUUUUACUUUUCUUCCCUUUACAGCAAAGUGGAAAGAAACCAAUGAUUGAAGUCUGUGCUUUUUAAUGAAGCAUAGUCAUUAUUUGCAUAAGAGCUUAUGAUUCACCAUUUUGUAACCCAGUUGGAGGAGGAGCCAUAAGAAGAAACCAUAAACAUCUCUCCAUCUGGGACCAGGUAUUCCUACCAGAAGCAUGAACUGUACUGAAGAUAAUAAUACGUGUGAAAUAGAUCACAGGCUAGAUACAUAUUUGUUUCCUGUUCUCUACAGUCUUUUGAUGAUCAUCGGCAUCCCUGCCAACCUUGCAUCCCUUUUCAUUUCCUGCUGCCAAGUGAAGAAAAAAAAUGAACUAGGUAUCUAUCUCCUAUGUCUAUCUUUAGCUGAUCUACUUUAUAUUCUAACUCUGCCUCUAUGGAUUCAUUAUGCACAGAAUGGAGAUUCCUGGAUAUUUUCCUCUCCCCUUUGCAGGUUGUCUGUUUUUCUUAAAUACCUAAAUUACUACACAAGUUCAGGAUUUCUCACCUGCAUUUCCCUCGAUAGAUACUUGGCUGUUGUUCAUCCACUAAGGUUCCAUUAUUUACGGACAAGAAGAUCCGCCUUACUGAUCUCCACCUUAGUUUGGGCCUUUGAAAUCAUGUCAAACUAUCAGUUUCUAAAACGGGAGGAGCUAUUUGAAGAACAAAAUUUCUCACAACAUGCCAAACUCCUUUUGUGCUAUGACACAUACCCUCUUAAAAAAUGGCAAGCUUGGAUGAACUUUUAUCGGGUCGGAGUGGGAUAUGCGAUCCCUUUGUUUAUCAUGGUGUUUUGCUACCAGAAAAUAUACCGAGCUGUGGAGAAUAAUCAAGCAACACUUGAACGUGACAAGAGGAAAAUCAAAAACUUAUUGUUGAGCAUAAUUGUCAUUUUCUUUUUAUGUUUCACUCCUUACCAUGUUGUUCUGUUUCUGCGAAGCAUCUGGGAACCGUGUAACUGCAUUGUUGCCAGACGGAUGUUCCUACCCUACAGAAUCACAACUGCACUUACAAGCAUAAAUUGUAUAGCUGACCCAAUUCUCUAUUGUUUUGUGAGUGAAACUGGCAGAACAGGGAUCUGGAACAUGUUCAAGUGUGACUUUCCUGCCAGCCAGCCAGAGGAGGUACAACAGACACAAAACUUUGCUGUGUCCAACAGUUCACCGGAUAAAACCAACAAAGUCCCAGAAUCAACAACUGUCUUAUAAAUCUGAUGAAACUGAAGUAUUGUCUUAUUCUCCCCACUCCUAAGAUUGAAUCCAACCUCCUAAACACUGGUUAGAAGAGUCUGCAGAUUAGGAUGGGCCCAAGAAAUAUUCUUCUUGAGGCCAAGAUGAGAAGGUGCAUACCCCGAUCUAAGUGGUUUGAACUGAAGGUGGAAUUGUAUUCUACUUUGUUAUUAUUAUGUGAUUAGGGUAAUUAUGUUUAUUUGAGUAUUUGUAUCCCUCUUUUAUUUGUAUUUUUAUUCUUUUUAUUUGUCGUAAGUUGACUCAUGUUAUUUUGUAUCUUUUGUUUUGUUUUGAUGUGUUUGAAUGUGUUUAUGGCAUUGAAUGUUUGCUUUUUGGUAUGUAAACCACCAUGAGUCCCCUCA
Molecule: messenger RNA, 1648 nt
Organism: Anolis sagrei ordinatus
Lineage: Eukaryota; Metazoa; Chordata; Lepidosauria; Squamata; Anolidae
Gene: GPR65
Product: G protein-coupled receptor 65
Biological process (GO): G protein-coupled receptor signaling pathway
Cellular component (GO): membrane
Molecular function (GO): G protein-coupled receptor activity
Source: RefSeq, a predicted model, not a curated record